ACAAGAAGGCAACUGGAUGGUUCCCACAUUGCCACAGUGGCAAAUGCGGAGAAAGGGAUAUAUCGUGUACGAUCCCGCCACAGAGCUCCGCCACAGCCCACAGCAGACGCUUCUGGGCAUCAUUUCAAUAUUCUUGUGGAAGAAUAAGAACUGUGGUAGCUGCCGCCUGCUGUCGUGAACGACUGAUCGGAAGGUGAAGCCAUGGUUGCUGAGAAAGCCACGGACUUGUCAGACUUUGAGGACGAGGAUGACCUCGACGAAGAACCCGGAGAAGCGAUCGAAUCGGCGCCUCCACAAAAGGUUGGCGAAGAGAGGGAACUCAAUAAUUCCCGCCUGAAGAAAAAGCUCCUCAAGCCCGGGCGUGGAUGGGAGACCCCCGACUACAAUGACGAAGUAACCGUUCACUAUGUGGGGACUUCGCUUGACGGGACAAAGUUCGAUUCCACUAGAGAUAGGGGCGAACCUGUCACAUUUACAGUCGGUCAAGCUCAUGUGGUUGCUGGGUUAGAUCACGGGAUUAUCACGAUGAAAAUGGGGGAGGUCGCAUUAUUCACAUUGCCUGCCGAGUCAGGCAAUGAAGCUGGGAAUUCCAGUAGUAUUCCACCCAACUCGAUCGUACAGUUCGAGGUUGAACUCAUUUCGUGGAUCAAAGUAGUAGAUGUUUACAAAGAUGGUGGGAUUAUCAAGAAAAUUAUGGAGAAGGGAAACAGGAAUGAGCGACCCAGUGAUCUAGAUGAAGUCCUAGUGAAGUACCAGGUUACACUAAUUGAUGGCAAUACCGUUGCAGAGACACCAGAAGAGGGAUUUGAAUUCCAUGUGAAGGAUGGUCAUCUAUUUCCAGGAUUACCAAAAGUAAUUAUGACUAUGGAGAUAGGAGAGAAGGCUACGUUAAUUGUUCAACCUCAGUAUGCCUUUGGAGAGAAGGGGGGAGAAGCAGGAAGCAGGCUCCAUUCAAUCCCGCCAAAUUCAGUAUUGCAUGUUAAUAUUGAAUUGGUAUCCUUCAAGCCUGUUAUUAAUGUUACCGGAGACUCCAAAGUUCUAAAAAAGAUACUUAGAGAAGGGGAAGGCUCCCUCACUGCCAAUGAGGGUGCCAUUGUUACGAUUAGCUAUGUAGCUAAGGUAGAAGAUGGCACAAUAUUUGAGAAGAAAGGAAUUGAUGAAACAAAGCCCUUGGAAUUCAUAACUGAUGAAGAACAAGUCAUUAGUGGUCUAGAUCGAGCAGUGGCAACAAUGAAGAAGGGUGAGAAGGCCAUAAUAAGUAUACAUCCUGAUUAUGCAUUUGGAAAUGCUGAGGCAAGAUUUGAUUUGGCUACUGUUCCCCCGGGUUCCAAUGUAGUCUAUGAAGUUGACAUGAUGGACUUUAUUAAGGAGAAAGCACCAUGGGAAUUAAAUAAUAGUGAGAAAAUUGAGGCAGCUGGGAAGAAGAAAGAAGAAGGAAAUCUGUUAUUUAAAAACGGCAAGUAUCAGAGAGCAGGGAAAAAGUACGACAAGGCUGUUGAUUAUGUUAGUGAAGAUGAAUCCUUCAGGGAUGAUGAGCAAAAGCUAGCUAAGGCACUGAGAGUGUCAUGCUGGUUGAAUGGUGCAGCAUGUAGGCUCAAACUUGAUAACUUUUCAGAAGCAGUUAAAUUAUGCUCGCAGGUACUUGAUGUUGAGUUCCGCAAUGUGAAAGCAUUGUACAGACGAGCGCAGGCGUAUAUAGAAACUGGGGACUAUAUUUUGGCAGAUGUAGACAUAAAUCGAGCUCUUGACGCAGAUCCACAGAACAGGGAAGUAAAGCUGCUUCAGAGGAAAUUGAAGCGACUUGAACUUGAGACUGACAGAAGAGAUGCUAAAUUCUACGGAAAUAUGUUUGCACAUAAAGAAGAAGACUCGUUUGUGGCAACAAAGAGAUUGAAGGUUGAGAAAAGCAAGGAAGAAAGGAAAGAUGAAGAGGUCGUGAGAGUGGAGGUGGACAAAGUCACUGACAAUGCAGCUUCCCCUGAUGGUGAUGUAAUUAACUAAGGCUUGAUCAAUCCAUGGAACUUGUAUAAUACACGAUAGCAGAAAAGGGAGCACUCAAAAUGAAAUGAAAGAGAUUUUCACGUCCAAAUUCUAACAUCUCGGGAAAGAGGAUAUAUUUUGAAAUCGUGGGAUUGGAUCAAAAUUCAAGGCAGCACUUUUGCAAUGUUAAACUAAUUAAUUUGGGUA
Molecule: messenger RNA, 2187 nt
Organism: Prosopis cineraria
Lineage: Eukaryota; Viridiplantae; Streptophyta; Magnoliopsida; Fabales; Fabaceae
Product: peptidyl-prolyl cis-trans isomerase FKBP62-like
Exons: 13
Coding region: 202-2001 (599 amino acids)
Molecular function (GO): protein binding; peptidyl-prolyl cis-trans isomerase activity
Source: RefSeq, a predicted model, not a curated record